GGAUGCUGAGCUUGUGACUGAGACAACCGACUGUAGUAAACUGGUAAACCGGAGGAUGAACGACAACAAGAGUUGACGACACACUCUCCACUGCUCAGUGCUUACAUUACAACUAAUAAUAUUCAGUAUAGUAACGUUACAUGGUCCAUCUCUUGAUUUCGCGCUCAGCAGAGUGUUUCGGUUCAGAAAAUCCAAACACGAAGCAGUAAAACUCACCGGUCAACGAAAAGCGAGCAGCAGAGAGAAGACUAGCCUACCAAGUCGGACAUUAUCACAAUUCUCAACCAAGAGGUCGGCAUCACUUGAAUGCGAAGAUGACAGACGCGGUCGUAGACGGUAAAUUGGAGCUGGUGAAACAGGCAACGAAAUAUGUAAAAGAGACCGAGAACGUCGCGGAAAAAUAUUCUGCGAUGACCGUUAGCAAGAACAGCGACAUGAACAUGAAUGUCGGUGAAUUGCAGUCCGCCGCAUUCACUGCGGUGCCCACUCUCAAAUCUGUCAAGAAGAUCCAGUUUGCGGAGGAUAAACAGGAGUUUCAGAAGUACCCCACUAAGGCCGGCCGGCGCUCCCUGUCUCGCUCCAUCUCCCAGUCCUCCACAGAUAGCUACAGCUCAGCUGCGUCCUACUCAGACAGCUCAGAUGACGAGACCUCUCCUCGGGACAAGGCCCAGGCCAACUCCAAGGGCAGCAGCGACUUCUGCGUUAAGAACGUCAAACAGGCAGAGUUCGGCAGACGGGAGAUCGAGAUCGCAGAGCAAGAUAUGUCAGCCCUGAUCUCGCUGAGGAAGAGAGCCCAGGGGGAGAAGCCUCUAGCUGGGGCGAAGAUAGUGGGCUGCACCCACAUAACAGCUCAGACUGCAGUUCUGAUAGAGACCCUGGUAGCUCUUGGAGCUCAGUGUCGUUGGACAGCCUGUAACAUCUACUCUACUCAGAACGAGGUGGCUGCUGCCCUGGCAGAGAGUGGUGUGCCUGUGUUUGCAUGGAAGGGCGAGUCAGAGGAUGACUUUUGGUGGUGCAUCGACCGCUGUGUCAACACAGAAGGCUGGCAGGCCAACAUGAUCUUGGAUGACGGAGGGGAUCUGACCCACUGGGUUUAUAAGAAGUACCCCAGCGUGUUUAAGAAGGCUCAGGGCAUCGUGGAGGAGAGUGUCACUGGAGUCCACAGGUUGUACCAGCUGUCCAAGGCAGGCAAGCUGUGUGUCCCGGCCAUGAAUGUGAACGACUCCGUUACCAAGCAGAAGUUUGAUAACCUCUAUUGCUGCAGAGAGUCCAUCCUGGAUGGUUUGAAGAGGACCACUGAUGUGAUGUUUGGGGGGAAACAGGUCGUGGUGUGUGGUUAUGGAGAGGUGGGGAAGGGUUGCUGUUCUGCUCUGAAGGCCCUGGGAGCCAUCGUCUGCAUCACAGAGAUAGACCCCAUCUGCGCCCUGCAGGGCUGCAUGGAUGGGUUCAGGGUGGUGAAGCUGAAUGAAGUCAUUCGGCAGAUGGACCUGGUGAUAACCUGCACAGGCAAUAAGAACGUGGUGACCAGAGAGCAGCUGGACCGGAUGAAGAAUGGCUGUAUAGUCUGCAACAUGGGACAUUCCAAUACCGAGAUUGAUGUGGCCAGCCUGCGGAGCCCGGAGCUUACCUGGGAGAGGGUGCGUUCUCAGGUGGACCAUGUGAUCUGGCCCGACGGCAAGAGGGUUGUCCUGCUGGCUGAGGGUCGUCUUUUGAAUCUGAGCUGUUCCACAGUGCCUACAUUUGUCCUGUCUAUCACAGCCACUACUCAGGCCCUGGCUCUGAUUGAGCUGUUCAAUGCUCCUGAGGGACGCUACAAACAGGAUGUCUAUCUGCUGCCUAAGAAGAUGGAUGAGUAUGUGGCCAGCUUGCAUCUGUCCAAUUUUGAUGCCCAUCUGACAGAGUUGUCUGAUGAGCAGGCGAAGUACAUGGGUCUGAACAAGAACGGCCCCUUCAAACCCAACUACUACAGGUAUUGA
Molecule: messenger RNA, 1976 nt
Organism: Oncorhynchus keta (chum salmon)
Lineage: Eukaryota; Metazoa; Chordata; Actinopteri; Salmoniformes; Salmonidae
Gene: ahcyl1
Product: adenosylhomocysteinase-like 1
Exons: 16
Coding region: 315-1976 (553 amino acids)
Biological process (GO): L-methionine cycle
Cellular component (GO): cytosol
Source: RefSeq, a predicted model, not a curated record